CAACCUUGAUUUCACUCACUGUCUGAAACUUCGAGAAUCGCCCCCUAUACCCUCAUUCACUAUUCCCUACAUUACUCCACUAAUAUAGUCCAACCAGUAUCAUGUCAGUAUCGCAGAUAACGCCGACCCUCUUCCUGAGCGGGGCCGAUGCUCCUAUGAAUCAGGCACUAAUGACCCGCAAAGGCAUUACACUCAUUGUGAACGUGACCCUGUCCCACACCUGCCCCAUCUACCCCGGUGUGGAGUGCAUACGUGUUGCAGUGUCCGACCUCCCAAAUGCCCGUCUGGGGGAUCAUUUUGAGCACGUUUCAGCUCGCAUCCACAAUAACAGAGCUGGAGGAACGCUAGUGCACUGCGCCGCGGGCAUGAGUCGCUCGCCGGCUCUAAUAAUGGCCUACCUCAUGAGGUACAGAGGAGUGACUCUGAGACAGGCACACAACUGGGUUAAAGACAGCAGACCCUACAUCCGCCUUAACACGGGAUUCUGGACCCAACUUCUGAACUAUGAGAAGAAACUCUACGGGAAGAAUACUGUGAAAGUAGCAGAACCGCUGGAUCCAGUCCCAAUGCCCCAAACACCAAAACUACCUUCCAGGAACAACACGAGACAUUGUCCUCCAUCACCGAGGCUGAGACGGCUUAGAAGAUUCACCUCUUUGGCACUUUAAUCAACAAUAGCAAACUGAUCUUUUUGCCAAAUGUGGACAUUAAAUGUCCCAUUUUCAUAAUGUAAGGGCAGUAAAUAUCACUUUGGAUGGACAGGACCUUAUGCAGUGAAACAGACCAUAUCAGUACUUCAGCUUGACUGGUUUGUUUUUCUGCCAGCAUUUGAUUUGUUUGUUUUUGAUGUGGCCUGGCUGGAAUUCCGGGAAUAAAUGUUGAAAUGUU
Molecule: messenger RNA, 888 nt
Organism: Rhinichthys klamathensis goyatoka
Lineage: Eukaryota; Metazoa; Chordata; Actinopteri; Cypriniformes; Leuciscidae
Product: dual specificity protein phosphatase 18
Exons: 2
Coding region: 102-668 (188 amino acids)
Biological process (GO): protein dephosphorylation
Cellular component (GO): cytoplasm
Molecular function (GO): MAP kinase tyrosine/serine/threonine phosphatase activity
Source: RefSeq, a predicted model, not a curated record